Molecule: messenger RNA, 1416 nt
Organism: Debaryomyces fabryi
Lineage: Eukaryota; Fungi; Ascomycota; Pichiomycetes; Serinales; Debaryomycetaceae
Gene: PRB1
Product: Prb1p
Exons: 1
Coding region: 1-1416 (471 amino acids)
Biological process (GO): proteolysis
Molecular function (GO): serine-type endopeptidase activity
Source: RefSeq, a predicted model, not a curated record
AUGAAGUUACAUACUGCUAUAUUGGCUACAGCUAUACAGGUGUCGAUAACAUCGGCAUUGGUUAUCCCUAAUCUCCAAUCAAUUUUGGGGAUUGACGAGUUAUCAGACUCUAUUAGAAUUGGAAAGCAGGUGGAUACACCUCAAAAAGAACACAAGGGGUUUGCGCCACUACUCAACAAGGGACUUAAAGGUGAGUUUAUUCCUCACAAAUAUGUGAUUGUAUUGAAAGAAGGUCUUGAUGCUGAACAGAUGGAGCUGCACAAGGAAUGGGUCGAAGCAGAAUACAAGCUGAUGGUUGCGGAAGGAGAUAGUUCUGUUAACGACUUUUGGAGAAAAAUUGCCAAAUUGCGUCAAGACGCUACAGUAGACUUUUUUAAUAUCCAUGACUUAGUAAGUGGUUAUUCGGGGUAUUUUUCUGAUGCCUUGCUCGCAAAAAUCCAACAUAAUCCUAUGGUAAAGUUCGUUGAACGCGAAACUGUAUUCCAUACUAACGAAUUUGAUGUGGAAAAGGAGGCACCAUGGGGGUUAUCCAGAAUCAGUCAUCGUGAAUUGACACCCACCGUCGAUUAUUUGUUUGAUAAUGAAGGUGGUAAAGGUGUUACUGCAUACGUUGUCGAUACAGGGAUCAAGGUGGAACACGAAGAGUUCGAAGGUAGAGCGCAAUGGGGAGAAGUUGUCCCAUUGCCUAAGCUCAAGCUUGAUGGUCAUGGCCAUGGUACUCAUUGUGCGGGUAUUAUUGGAAGUAAGACAUACGGUAUCGCUAAGCAAGUAGAUUUGGUUGCUGUAGGAGUCAUGAACCUUUUAGGGUCUGGUACUACGUCAGAUAUUAUCAAAGGUCUUGAAUUUGUGGUCAAUGACCAUAAGGCCAACUCAAACGGUAAGAAGAAAGGAUUCAAGGGCUCAGUGGUCAAUAUGUCAAUUGGAGGAGGUAUCCUGGAAGCUUUAGAUCUUGCAGUCAACGCUGGAACUAAAGCAGGUUUGCAUAUCGCAGUUGCUGCCGGUAACGAUAACCAGGAUGCAUGCGAAUACUCUCCAGCUAGAGCCACUGGUCCAAUUACUGUCGGUGCUACGAACAACAAGGAUGCUAAAGCCAGUUUCUCCAACUUUGGGAGAUGUGUCGAUGUUUUUGCUCCUGGUGAAGACAUCCUCUCUACAUUCACGUGGAGUAAGACGGUGUCCAUGUCGGGAACUUCGAUGGCAUCACCACAUAUCGCCGGGCUUUUGUCGUACUACUUGUCGUUACAACCUGAAGUAUCCUCGCAGUACGCAUCGCCAGUCGACCCACUCUCCUUAAAAUCUAAAUUGCUCAAGUAUAGUACUAAAGGUGUCAUAAAUGAGUUGACUGACGGUUUGAGUCCUAAUUUGUUGGCCUAUAAUGGUGGUGGUGGUAACUUAACUGAUUUCUGGAGCCUCUAA